Molecule: messenger RNA, 270 nt
Organism: Microbotryum saponariae
Lineage: Eukaryota; Fungi; Basidiomycota; Microbotryomycetes; Microbotryales; Microbotryaceae
Source: the annotation of a GenBank genome assembly
AUGUGCAACUUGUGGGGGACCCGGGGUGCUUCUUCCCGCGCUCCGCCCGGCAAUGAAUGCGACCCGGCAAGCGCGGCGAGGCGGGCGGGCAUCGGGGACGUCCACAGGAACCCUUUAUGCCAGUUUUCGCCCGCGCCAAAAUCGUUUUUUCAUAUCGCUGGCGGUUGGACAUGGCAUGGUACUCGAAUCAUCGACCCAAGGAUCAUCGAGCGAAGGGAUCACCGAGCUCCAACAUCUACUCAACUACGAACGUCCAAACCCGUUCGAUAA